CGCCCUCUACCCCAGGAUAUAACACCGAUGAGUGUGUUCCGCCUCUGCUCAUUCGCGAACACCGGAGUUGAUGACGUUGCGUGAUGGAGAACGUCGGAAACGAUGCUCUACACGUGGUAACCGAUACGAGGAUAUGCCUGCAAGGACCGCGGAAGAUAUGGCUAUACCGUUUUGAGCAGAACUUCCGCAGGUACAGUAUCUCGCGCUCACGGCUUGAGUAACAAUUCAAUGUCGGAAUCUCACUCGUGUUACGUGCUACGACAGCGCAGCGAAGCGUAUAUAAUGGGCGAUUGCUGGGGAAAGAAAACGAGGCAGUAUCGCAGUGUUGGUUAAAUUGCAUAGAACUACCAAACGGCUCGCGAUGAUGCUAUCUGCGUUGCGAACCAUCCGAUCUCCGACGACACGCGCUGCAACACAGGUGCACACAGUUGCGACGCAACCCCAGAGGCGCGCGGGCGAUAUCUCGGAUGCCUUUGCCUCGCUUUCAGGACACGACUUCAAGCCAUUGACACCUGAAUAUGCCGAUCUCAAGGCCCGUCUGAUUCGGGGUCACGAAAGUGAAGUUCGGGAUUCAUGGGACCGCCUUCUUCGCAACCUGCGCGACGAGAUUCCGUGCAUUGUUGAGCAAGGCAGCAAAGUCAUUCCGGAUAUCGAUUUCAAGGAUAUCGACAAUGCGCCUGAAGCCUUCAGUAGUCAGCUGCGAGAGAGAGGUGUCGCUGUUGUCCGGGGCGUAUUGUCGGAACAAGAAGCCCUGCAGUGGAAGGAGGAUCUCAGAGAAUAUAUUCGGCAGAAUCCCCAGACAAAGGCUUUUCCUGCCGACAACCCUCAAGUAUUUGAGCUCUACUGGUCGCGCCCUCAGCUCCUUGCACGCGGAAACCCUAAUCUCCUCAAGGCGCACCGCUUCCUCAUGUCAUACUGGCACAGCACCAACCCGCAUAUUCCACUGUCUACAAAGCACCCGAUAAGCUAUGCUGACCGUCUGCGUUUACGUCAACCCGGGGACGCUAGAUUCUCAAUCGGACCCCACGUUGACGGCGGCAGCGUCGAGCGCUGGGACGAACAAGGAUACGGACUUGGAAAAGUGUACGACUCGAUUUGGAAGGGUAAAUGGGAAGAGUUUGAUCCCUGGGAGGCCAGCUGCCGUUUGCCCAUUGUUGCAGAUCUCCAUCAGGGUGUCGGAGCAUGUAACGCUUUCCGCAUGUUCCAAGGCUGGCUCUCGCUCUCUACAACCCGCCCACGUGAAGGCACACUUCUCGUAAACCCGCUCUUCGCCAAAGCAACAGCAUACUAUAUGCUCCGCCCCUUCUUCUCCCCCAAACGCGGCGUCGAACUAGGCGCGCAAACCGCAUCCGAAGCAACCACCAACACAUCUGCUUUCCUAUCCCCAGACAACUGGGAAAUGGACUCACCGCAAACAUCCUGGAUCCAUGGCGCAACACCCGGCCACGGCCAGGAACUCUCACACCUACUCCACCCGCAUCUGCAGCUGCAAAAAACAAUGAUUCACGUCCCGACUGUCCGGCCGGGUGACUACGUCGCCUGGCACUGCGAUACCAUCCACAGCGUCGACAAGAAGCAUCAAGGCACUUCUGAUUCUAGCGUCUUAUAUAUCCCCGCUUGUCCUAUGACAGAAGAUAAUGCAAAUCAUCUUGUUCGCCAGCGCAACAACUUCGUCAACGGAACGCCGAGCCCGGAUUUCGGUAGUGGCAUUGGUGAGAGCGGACAUGUAGGUCGCGUUCUGCCCGACGAGAUGCAGCAACUUGUUGGGGACGAGGGGUGUCGUGCUAUGGGGCUGCUGGAGUGGGACAGCGAGGAACCUGGGUUGGGGCCUGGGGAGAAGGUAAUACUUGAUCGUGCGAAUAAGAUUUUGGGGUUUUAUGAUUGAGAUGCGUAGGUAGGAGUGAUGAGCUGGUCUGAUUCCUUUUGUAUAGUUCCAAUAACGUCAUCAUGGCGGAUUUAGUUUUAGUCUAAGUAAGGUAUAUAUCUAUUAUAUUCUUCUCCUUUGUAUUACCUUACUUUCUUAGAGGAGGAAGUAGAGUUGGGGUGAGUAUGUGCAAGUUCCUACGUAGAUGCUCAGUUUGUGGCACCAAUACACACCGAUUGUUUUUUAUUUAUUCUAGUUUCUAAAUCCAAAC
Bipolaris sorokiniana ND90Pr is the source of this 2135-nucleotide messenger RNA. RefSeq lists its product as uncharacterized. The transcript is spliced from 2 exons. The coding region runs from base 362 to 1885 and encodes 507 amino acids. Lineage: Eukaryota; Fungi; Ascomycota; Dothideomycetes; Pleosporales; Pleosporaceae. The record is from RefSeq and is a predicted model, not a curated record.